GGAGCGGUCACGUGACCAUAGCGGCUGCCUGUACAGUAAGGACCCAAUAUGGCAGCGGCGGUAGCAGUGGCAACGGCAGCAGCAGGACCGGCCGCCCCAUAGACCCCCGCCCCCCCGCGCACCACCCCGCCGUUUCCUCUGCUUGGGUGCUCCUCCGGCCUGACUUCCCCUUUCUCCCACCUUUCCCGGCACCGCGGGAAAAGCAUCGCAGGGCAGAGCAGGCAGGGAGGGCGGCCGGAGCCCGGACACGGGAGCCUCCCAGUCAGUUCAAGACCCGACAUGAGGGAAAAGGGCCGUAGGAAGAAGGGCAGGACCUGGGCGGAGGCCGCCAAGACGGUCUUAGAAAAAUACCCCAAUACACCCAUGAGUCAUAAAGAAAUUCUUCAAGUUAUCCAGAGAGAAGGACUAAAAGAAAUCAGAAGUGGGACUUCCCCUCUUGCAUGCCUGAAUGCAAUGCUGCAUACAAACUCCCGAGGUGAAGAGGGCAUCUUCUAUAAGGUUCCAGGUAGAAUGGGAGUAUAUACUUUGAAGAAAGAUGUGCCGGAUGGGGUGAAAGAGCUAUCAGAAGGUUCAGAAGAAAGCAGUGAUGGUCAGUCAGAUUCCCAGAGUUCUGAGAACAGCAGCAGCAGCAGUGAUGGUGGCAGCAACAAGGAGGGAAAAAAGAGCAGGUGGAAAAGGAAAGUAUCGUCUAGACUGUCACAGCCAUCUUCUCCCCAGUCAGGCUGCCCAUCACCUACCAUUCCAGCAGGUAAAGUCAUUUCUCCAUCACAGAAGCACAGCAAGAAGGCACUAAAGCAGGCUCUCAAACAGCAACAGCAGAAGAAGCAGCAGCAACAGCAAUGCAGGCCAAGCAUGUCCAUCUCCUCCAACCAGCCUCUCUCUCUGAAGACGGUCAAAGCAACCAGUGACUCUGUACCUGCCAAACCUGCAGUAUGGGAAGGAAAGCCAUCUGAUGGGCAGUCAGGCAGCCCACAAAACUCGAACUCUAGCUAUUCUUGUUCAGUUCAAGUGGAAAAUCCCUUGCUAGGCUUGGGGAAGAAGUCAUUCCAGAGGUCUGACAGGCUUCACACAAGGCAAAUGAAAAGGACUAAAUGUGCUGAAAUUGAUGUUGAGACACCAGACUCCAUUCUGGUGAAUACAAAUCUACGAGCACUGAUCAACAAGCACACCUUUUCAGUCCUUCCUGGAGAUUGCCAACAGCGACUGCUUUUACUGCUUCCAGAGGUGGAUCGACAGGUUGGUCCAGAUGGUCUGAUGAAGUUAAAUGGCUCAGCCCUUAACAAUGAGUUCUUCACUUCAGCAGCCCAAGGCUGGAAGGAAAGACUCUCAGAAGGUGAGUUUACACCUGAGAUGCAGGUGAGAAUUCGACAAGAGAUUGAGAAGGAGAAAAAAGUAGAGCCAUGGAAAGAACAAUUCUUUGAAAGCUACUAUGGUCAGAGUUCUGGCCUGAGCCUUGAGGAUUCAAAGAAAUUGACAGCCUCACCCAGUGAUCUCAAAGUAAAGAAAACCCCAGCUGAGCAACCAAAAUCCAUGCUUCCUUCAGAGGCCUCACCUGUCAGUAUAGUCCCAGUAAUUCCCCAGUUAGGGUCUAAAGAAGAAGUGGUGCAAAUGCCGUCCCCAGUAAGAAUAGAAGAGCAUGAAAGCCAAGAUAUGGUGCAGCCAAACCCCAAAUCCACAGAGCCCCUACUUCCCUCAGCAAGCAAUACACAGGAGCUUAGCAUUCUUCCCAUCAAGUGCCCAAAGGAUGACGCUCUCUUGGAGCAGAAGCCAGUUGCCUCCGCCGAACAGGAGUCUGAGAAAGAGAAUCAUCUCACUACAGUUUCUAAUUAUAACAAAGAUGAAGGCCAAGAAGCUUUAGUGACGUCCCCAAACAAACCCAAGAGUCCUGGGGUGGAAGAGCCAGUAAUGAAGCCCAUAGCAGAAAUGGGUCCACAGGAGACCACUGCGAAAGAACCUCCAUCAGCUGUGGUUGAUCACAGCCCAGAAAGCCUCAAAAGGAAAUCUUGUCUCAUCCAAGAAGAGUCCCCCGUCAGCUGGGAGAAAAGGCCACGUGUCACGGAGAAUCGCCAGCACCAGCAGCCAUUUCAAGUCUCGCCACAGCCCUUUCUCAGUAGAGGGGACAGGAUCCAGGUGCGAAAAGUACCACCUCUCAAGAUCCCGGUCUCCAGAAUCUCCCCCAUGCCUUUUCCUACAUCGCAGGUCUCUCCCAGGGCUCGUUUUCCAGUCUCCAUCACUAGUCCUAACAGAACAGGAGCCAGAACUCUUGCAGACAUCAAAGCAAAAGCCCAGCUGGUCAAAGCACAGAGGGCAGCCGCCGCCGCCGCCGCUGCCGCCGCCGCCGCCGCCGCCUCAGUUGGAGGGACCAUUCCAGGACCUGGCCCCGGGGGUGGACAAGGUCCAGGAGAGGGUGGUGACAGGAAAACGGCUCGAGGAGGGAGUCCAGACUCAGACAGAGGCAGCGAACCUGGAAAGGGCCCCACACUGGAAUUGGCAGGAACUGGAAGCAGGGGAGGUACGAGAGAGCUUUUACCCUGUGGUCCAGAGACUCAGCCCCAGUCUGAGACCAAGACCCCAGACCAGGCACAGCCUCGUAGUGUCCCUGGAGCACAACUACAGCAAACCCCCUCAGUGCCUCCCACAUCUGCCAGCGGCGGAGCACGCACAAGCGUCCCAUCACCAGCCCACACUAACGCACCCCCACCAGCUAUAGGGAAGCUGACUAACGAACAACUGAAUCCCUCCAGGGCAGCAGCCGCAGUGGCCUCUCUCACCUACGCACAAGGUCCCGGGACCUGCAGACAGGAGAAAGCGCCUUCUACUCCGACGGAUGCUGCUCUCAUCUCAGGCGCCUCACCUGUCCGUUUUGCAGCUAAUGGCGCAGUUGAACCCAGAGCAGGUUCUAGUAAGAAUAUGCCAGACCCUUCAGCCUCAGCAGAGACAACUGCUACUACGGCGGCUCUGACUCCCUCUCCUUUAACAUCUUUAUUGACAACAGCCACUUUAGAAAAGCUUCCUGUGCCCCAGGUCAGUGUAACGGUAGCACCUACGGGAUCAGCUCCAUCUUCGAGCACUUUGCCAGUAGCUUCUAGCCUUAAAACUCCAGGAACGUCUUCAAAUUUGAAUGGACCCAUGUCAAGGCCAAGCUCUAGUAUCCCUGCGAAUAAUCCUUUGGUCACUCAGCUGCUUCAGGGCAAAGAUGUUCCCAUGGAGCAAAUUCUGCCUAAACCUCUCACCAAAGUUGAAAUGAAAACUGUUCCACUGACUGCGAAAGAGGAGCUGGGGGUAGGAGUGCUCACAGGCACCGGCGCCACAGAGAACAGCAGCAGAGAGGAAGUCAGUGAGAGGCAGUCCCACCCAGCUCUGCAGCAGCUGGGUAAAGCCUUGCAAAGUAAGCAGCUCCCACAGGUUCCAAGACCCCUUCAGCUCUUUUCAGGUAAGGAACUGAGGGACUCUAGCAUGGACACACACCAGUACCAGGAAGGACUAAGUAAAGCCACCCAAGAUCAGAUCCUUCAGACUCUCAUCCAGAGGGUUCGGAGGCAGAACGUUCUCCCAUUUGUGCAGCCCUCCCAGUUCAACUUCACUCACUCAGGUUUCCAGCUAGAAGACAUCUCCACAAGCCAGCGGUUCAUGCUGGGUUUUGCUGGCAGAAGGACAUCGAAGCCUGCAAUGGCAGGUCACUACUUACUUAACAUUUCCACCUAUGGCCGGGGUUCAGAGAGCUUUAGGAGGACCCAUUCUAUAAACCCUGAAGACCGUUUGUGUCUAAGUAGCCCCACAGAGGACUUGAAAAUGGGAUAUACAGACUGUAAAAAUGCAACAGGAGAUAGUAGCAGCGGCAAAGAAGAAGAUACCGAUGAGGAGAGCACUGGUGAUGAGCAAGAAUCCGUCAUGGUGAAGGAAGAGCCCCAGGCUGCCCAGGGUCCUGGCAAAUGUGAAGCAAGUUCAGGACCCCACAGUAGAGAAACCCUAUCCACCAAUGAUUGUUUAACAAAAAAGAAUGUGAAGGCGGAAACACCAGUGUACGAGCAAACCGCUUUAAGCAAGGAGAAUUACCUGUUCCCGAGAGGCCAGACAUUGGAUGAGAAGACCCUAGCCAGAGAUUUUAUUCAGGCCGCACAGAAACAAGUGGCUCAUGCAGUGAGAGGCAAGGCGAUGCGUAGCAGCCCUGAGCUUUUCAAUUCUACUGCUCUUCCUCUGACUGCAGACAGUCCCACCCAUCAGCCUCUUCUCCUGCCACCACUGCAAACCCCGAAGCUGUAUGGAAGCCCCACCCAGAUCGGGCCAAGCUACCGGGGCAUGAUCAAUGUCUCCACCUCGUCCGACAUGGACCAUAACUCUGCUGUCCCUGGGAUGCCUGACUGUAGCCAGGUGGCUAGCAAUGUAGGCGAUGUCAUGUCCUUUUCGGUGACUGUCACUACUAUCCCUGCUAGCCAAGCGAUGAAUCCCAGCAGCCAUGGCCAGACCAUUCCUGUUCAGGCCUUCCCUGAAGAGAACAGCAUAGAGGACACACCUUCGAAAUGUUACUGCCGAUUGAAAGCCAUGAUCAUGUGCAAGGGGUGUGGAGCAUUCUGCCACGAUGAUUGCAUUGGCCCCUCGAAACUUUGUGUCUCCUGCCUUGUCGUUCGGUAACGAGAAUAGAAAGAACAUGCUGUAAAGGAGGCAGGGAGGGAAGGGUUGAUGAGAUGUGUUUUUUGCAUCCUUUUGGAAUCACAGAAAUAUUUAAUAAGUAGGUUUCAGUUGUCUUAAGAGACAAAUGUUACUUAAUCAGGAAUACAGAGUACAGAUCUUACAUUUUAGAGGAAGAGCACCUUGUAUAGUAAGUCUAGGUCAAGCAAGACUUUGUGAAUUUGUGACAAGUUUGCACUUACAAAAUCAUGUAAAUAUGUCACAUUUUGUUUUAACAUUGUUUUCCCAAGUGUUUAGGUAAUGAUGUAUUUGAAUUCAGAUUUAUGUUCCACUUCUCGUGACUCUGAGGAAAGUUUAAUGCCAUGCAUGGUUAAAGGAAGCUGUCUCUCUUCUCCUUUCCUAAGAGGCCAGGAAAAGGAAGGAAUGAAGGAAUGGUCUGGAGAAAUGACCAUUCAAGCUGAUUAUGUCAUGACGGUCUGACUGCAGGCUUUACAUAGAUUAGUCAUCCUUGCAGGAUUUGGAUUCAGGGUUUACUCAGUCCCUUUACCUUAGACAGAACCUUCUUAUAUUCAAAUUUUUGAUACCAUAUUCAUUUCACAGGUAGUAAUUCAGACUCUGAAAGCUCUUGAGCUGGUUCUUGGCUUCCACAAACCAGUACUGUUGCCAAGCUCUCUGCUUGCGAUUUGUGGCCCCCUGCCGUCAAGUCCCCCUACCCUGUCCUGAGACCGUGAAUGUGGCCCAUGAAGGGUGUGCCGCCCUGGGCCCCUGCCGUUAGCGGAGCCUGUGGGGGGCAGCAGUUCUGGCAGUAACAUCGGAGUACUUCGUCAGUCAUGGGAGCUUACAAAAGGUGUGAAAUGCUCGUAGAGCAGUAACAAAAAAUGUUAUGAUGGGGCGAUUUGAAUUAUGUGUUUUGUUGGGCAAGGGAGUAAAAAAGUGCAGAAACUGUUAAACCUAACAUAAAGAACUUUGGAAAACGAUUUUAACACUAGAAACAAGGUAGCCUCUCUUUUCCUCUUCUUGCCCAACCCUGUUCCCUAAUGUUUGUUCUGUAGUCCGCUGUUGUGCAGGAGGGAAAGCUCCUUGUUGCCACACUUGCCCGUUCUGCUAAGCCUGUUUUGACCUCCCAGGCAUCUGAGGAGUAUGGAGUAAUCUUUUUAGAUAUCACUUUGAACACAACAUGUGCGCGCGCGCACACACACGCACACGCACACACACACACACACAGUAAAAGUUAGACACUUCUCCUGUUUCAGAAAAUAUGUCCUCUGUUUUGGAUUACUGCUGUCUAUGCACUAGAAAUCUCUAAUAUAAAGAGGUUUCAGUAAAUGACUAAGGGAAUAUCUAGAAAGGAAGAGAAAUCAGCUCCAAAGUUUUAUUGCUUGUUUUUGUUGAUUCUUUCCUUUGUUAUUGUUUUUUAAAUCUUGUCGCUAGUGACUGAAGAGUUUAUGAGUACUUAUAUUUCGGUCAUGGUUAAAGAACAUUAAAAUAAAUCUACAGUUUACCAGAAUUUGGUAUUAAAGAAUCGGGUAUUGUCGAUGUGCAUCAUUUGCAUAUUGAUUUUAAGUUUCCUGAUUUCAAGUGUGUAAAGUAAAAAUAUUACUGCAACCUAGUACACUUGUAAUUGUACUUAGUAUUCAGGAUGUGAUAUUUACCAUAUGCAGAACAGUAUAAACUUAUUAAGUCACAUUCCAGAUUAGGAGAAAGUAGACAGUAAUACUCUUUGCUAUUCCCCAUUCUGUUACCCUUUCUUCCCCUGCAUUAUACAUGCUUUUAAUACUUUUGAACCCCAUAAGAAACUUACUACUUCACUGUUCCCAGUUUUUGCCUCUGUUAUUUUUUGUGGCUCAAGGUGAAUUUAGGAUUAGUAUCUGUGUUCUAGUUCAGCCAGUGCAAUAGGAUGUCCUACCUUUCCUUUUUCUUCCAGCACAUACAUACCUUAAAAAUACAAAGGCUACAAGGAUCCAGGGAUAAGGAGUAAGUUCUCUAGCCAAGAUCCAGUAAGAAACAAACAUGGUUCGAUUGCACAAAUUUUCAGUACUCUGGGGUGAUCCAAGGGCAGGGGCUAAAAGGACCUGUUGCUGGUUAAAACCCUCCAUGCUCAGCUUCUUCACUCGUCACGUCAGUGCCAGAACUGAGGGCUGGUCUGUGUGCUGGAAGUGCCUGAGUAUUUCAGAACAGACCCCAUGCUAAACAUUGAUUACCAAUUUGGAUUGAUCAAAGUGAACUUUCUUCUUUGCACCUUUCUUGUCGUAGAAAGUCAGUCCUCUGUGGUUCCUAUGAUCUGAGGUUGGACAGACUAACCAGGAGAGGAGGGGAGGGAACAGGGAUUUUCAGUCCAUUGGGAGAGCAAUCCGUUAUCGUGCCUCUUCUUCUUGACCAGGCUCUUGCAGAUAGGUCCUAAGCAUUCUUAUUCCCCAGCUUCUCUUAACAAAUAAUACUCAGCUAAUAAAAUAUCUGCAUGUAUGAAUGUCCCUAAAACAGGAUUUGUCAACUGGGUACACUUCCUCAGUCUCGACAAAAUGAGAGAAUAGGUUGUCUCGGAUUGAUAGUCAACUGAAUACAGUCCGUUUGUCAAGUUUGUUUCACAACAGUGGUUUCAGGUAGAAAGUCAUUUAAGAGCCUAACUGACAGACAACAGCAACAAUCCAAACAUGUUACAAGCUGGCCCUUUUGAAAAUGAAACAGUAGGAACAAGAAAAAUCUUUAUAUUAUUGAGAGCAUGGUACUCCAGUACCUUUAAAGCAGUUUUUAUCUUAGGUUUUCGGAGUUGCUUUACCUUUCAGUUCAAUCUGAAAGGUUGCUAAUAAAUGCUAAGCCUUUUUUUUUUUUUUAAUGGUAUUUAGUUGCACUAUUUCCAGUGACUAGUCAGGUAUUAUGCCUGAUGCUCAUGCCUCCAGGGUAUGCUUCUCAAGCCUUGAGAUACCUUCCAUUGUAGGUCGCCUUGGGGAGAUAGCAUUAACAAUAAAUUCAUCAUCUCAGUCUUAAUGACUGUUCUGAGUUGUCUAGUAGAGAAAGCUCCCUGAAUCUUAAAAAAAAUUCAGUAAAAAUUCUCCAUCCUAUUAAGCAACCUGGGGUUUUCGCCCUACUAUUCCUUAACCCCUGUGCUCAAGAUACUGAAACUAUCUGUGGUAUCCCAUGUAACAUUUCUAAGAAUAAGAUCUGGCAAGUGGGACAUUUUUCUUGAAGAAGAGGAAGCAUACUUGCGUGGGCUGGGAAGACACCCAGAUGUAGGUGUUUUAGGAAUUAUCUCAGAUUUAAAUAGCCAAAGGAAGACUUCAUUGCCUUCCCAGUGAAGGUGUAAAUUCAUACAUACUGAUAACUUGACAGUUACCAUCCUAAUUGCUUAUUAUUGCCUUUCUCCACCUUAGAGCCCUUAAAGAACUCUUGGGUGAAAUGAUUUCUUAUAAUGGAGGGGGUCUUCUCCAGUCAUCACACCACUGUUUAUUUCCAGAACUCACUGUCAGUGAGCAGUGCCAGGGUUUUCUCUGUGACCUAGAGGUUUCACUUCAUAGCAAGGAGGGAAAAGUCCCCGUUGCAUUAUAACAACGUGCUAAGUAAAAAAACUUGGCCAACGGUAGUUUUCAGCUCAGUUUAUAGAAUAGUCCAAAGAGACUCAGAAACAUGAUGAUAGGCAGGGAUCUUUCCUACCAUGUUUCAAUACCUACGUACCUAUUGAACGGUAACAAUAGGUAAAACAUUUCCUAAAGUUGAAGUAAGAGCUUCAUAGAUUCUUGGUUACUUUAUUUUUUUUAAUGCUUUACAUUUGAUACAACUAUUAAAGAUCGAUUUUAAAAAUAGCUUUCCAGUAAUAUAUUUUAAGUAAUAUAUAUUUUAAUAUCUAUGUAAAAAGUGACAGUGGAAGACUUUGAAUUUCUCAUAUAUGGUAUGUUUAAUGUAGGACCUCACUGUUAAGGCACAAAUUAUUACAAAGGAAGUUACUCUAAAGACACUCAGAUUAUUUCCGAAAAAUGCAAUAAGGGGAAUAGUUUUGGAGUUUAUUUUUUAUUUUAAAAGAAGAUUGACUUAUUUACCACAAGCUAUUUUUUUUCCUUCUGGCUUAUAAGGUUUGUACAGACUGGUUUGGUAAAUGCAAACUUUUGUGUCUUUUGCCUUUUUAAAGGAAUUGUUAACAUUGGAAUUGAGGGUAUGUACAGAGAAGUUGGUGUCAACACCAUUUAAAAAGUCAUAUUUUUUCACAAAUAUAGAAAAAUCAUUUUACAUAAGAAUUUUAAGUAUUUGCAAUAAAUAUAUGUAUAUAGA
Molecule: messenger RNA, 8889 nt
Organism: Ailuropoda melanoleuca (giant panda)
Lineage: Eukaryota; Metazoa; Chordata; Mammalia; Carnivora; Ursidae
Gene: ASXL2
Product: ASXL transcriptional regulator 2
Exons: 13
Coding region: 280-4632 (1450 amino acids)
Biological process (GO): positive regulation of transcription by RNA polymerase II; animal organ morphogenesis
Cellular component (GO): PR-DUB complex
Molecular function (GO): peroxisome proliferator activated receptor binding; DNA binding; chromatin binding
Source: RefSeq, a predicted model, not a curated record